Messenger RNA from Fusarium fujikuroi IMI 58289, 1458 nucleotides. Its product is annotated as related to putative tartrate transporter. The record is from RefSeq and is a predicted model, not a curated record. Bases 1 to 1458 code for a protein of 485 amino acids. Gene Ontology annotation, molecular function: transmembrane transporter activity. The transcript is spliced from 4 exons. Gene Ontology annotation, cellular component: membrane. Gene Ontology annotation, biological process: transmembrane transport. Lineage: Eukaryota; Fungi; Ascomycota; Sordariomycetes; Hypocreales; Nectriaceae.
AUGUCCAGUGCCCAAGACAAGAAUCACGCUGAAGCCCUUGAUGUUGACGAAAAGGGACAUUCUGAUCACUUCGAAAAGCAUGACACCCACAUCUUCUCGGCGGUUGACGAGACCGGUACACACAAGAAGAUCGAUCCAGCUGAGAUUAAGCUUGUGAAGAAGCUGGAUUGGAUCAUUCUUCCGAUUCUGUGGAUUAUGUACUGGUUCAAUUACCUUGAUCGCAACGCUAUCACUGUUGCGCGCCUGGAUGGCUUGGAGAUGGAGCUCAAUUUGACUUCUACAGAGUAUCAGACAUGCGUUUCGAUCUUAUUUGUCGGAUAUAUUCUUGGUCAAAUCCCGUCAAACAUGCUCAUGACUCGAAUCCGACCUUCCCUCUACAUGUCCGGUGCCAUGGCUCUCUGGGCCGUCGUGAGCACUCUCACUGCGAUCUGCCAUGACUUCAAAGGCCUUGUCCUCACGCGAUUUUUUCUCGGCGUUACCGAAGCCCCUUUCUAUCCCGGCGCGCUUUACGUCCUCUCGAUAUUCUAUACCAAGAAAGAGAUAGCAACUCGUAUCUCUAUCUUGUUCACAGCCAACAUCUGCGGAACUGCAUUUGCAGGACUCAUUGCGAUUGGCGUCUUUGAAAUGAGCGGUGUUGCAGGUCUUGCCGGAUGGAGAUGGCUCUUCAUACUUCAGGGAAUCAUCACAUUUGUUAUCUCCCUCGCUUCAGCAUUUGUUCUGCCUGAUGAGCCCAUCAACACGCGUUGGCUCACGGAGGAAGAGAGGGUCCUGGCCCAUGAGCGGAUCGCUGCCGAUACUGUACAGAUCCGAACCAAUACGACGACUUUUGCUGGACUUGUCGAUGCCUGCAAGGAUCCUCGACUUUGGGUCCUCGUCUUCAUGCAGCACUUUCACAUGGCUGCUAGCAACUUUAAGAACUUCUUUCCUACCAUCGUGGGAACACUCGGCUUCGACCGCAACACUACGCUGGCUCUAACCUGUCCCCCAUAUAUCGUGUCUGGUAUUGUCUGUAUUGCAUGGGCCACGAAUUCUGGUCGUAGGAACGAAAGAACCUGGCACAUCACCAUUGCGAAAGUGAUGGCUGUUUUUGGCUUCAUACUAGCUUGCACGGUUCACAAUACUGGCGCUCGCUAUUUCGCAAUGUGUGUCUUUGCCAGUGGCGUCUAUGCCUGUAACAGUGUUAUCCUCGGUUGGGUCGCGAGCACAUGCGGUCAGACCAGAGAGAAAAAGGCUAUUUCUCUCGCUCUAGCAAACACCGUUGCCACACUUGGUCCCAUCUACACCCCAUAUCUUUGGCCGAGUUCAGAUGAGCCCAUGUACCCUGUCGCCAUGUCCAGCAGUGCCACCUUUUCUGCUGCCUCGGCUGCCCUAGCUUGGGUGCUUAGAUGGAUGCUCAUCCGUGAGAAUCGCAAGAUUCGGGCUUCAAACAAUGAAGAGAGGCUCUUCUAUGCAUACUAG